This is a messenger RNA of Aspergillus melleus, 666 nucleotides long. RefSeq names its product bifunctional thymidylate/uridylate kinase (gene CDC8). Gene Ontology annotation, biological process: dTTP biosynthetic process; dTDP biosynthetic process; dUDP biosynthetic process. The coding region runs from base 1 to 666 and encodes 221 amino acids. NCBI's taxonomy places the organism in Eukaryota, Fungi, Ascomycota, Eurotiomycetes, Eurotiales, Aspergillaceae. Gene Ontology annotation, cellular component: cytosol; cytoplasm; nucleus. The record is from RefSeq and is a predicted model, not a curated record. Gene Ontology annotation, molecular function: ATP binding; dTMP kinase activity. The transcript has 2 exons.
AUGGCAGAACAAGCUAAGCGCGGGGCUCUCAUCGUUGUCGAAGGCUUAGAUCGUGCUGGUAAAUCGAGCCAGUGUGAAGCCUUGCGCGACUCCCUCCAGGAGUCGGGACAACCUGUGAAAUAUGUUCGAUUUCCAGACCGAACCACCACUAUUGGCAAGAUGAUCGACGGCUAUUUAAAGGGCCAGUCGCAGUUGGAUGACCACUCAAUCCACCUUCUUUUCUCCGCCAAUCGCUGGGAGGCCGCUAAGGCUAUCGAGGAGGACAUUGCGAGCGGAACCACCGUGAUAGUCGACCGUUACUCGUACUCCGGUGCUGUGUACUCCGCUGCAAAGGGGAACCCGAACCUGUCGCUUGAGUGGGCAUGGCUACCAGAGAUCGGUCUGCCUCGACCUGACAUCUGCCUCUUCUUGCAAAUCUCCCCGGAGCAAGCUGCUAAACGAGGCGGGUUUGGCGUAGAGCGCUAUGAAAACGAACCCAUGCAAAAACGAGUGCGCGAGCUGUUUGGAACCAUCUUCGGCUUGCAGCCAAGCGGUGACAUCCACGUUAUUGAUGCAGGAAGACAGUUUGAGGACGUGUCUAAGGACAUCCAACAGGCCGUAACGGAGCGCAUAUCCCGCUUAAAUCACAUCGGACCUUUGAGGAAGCUGGAGAAAUUUGUAGCUUAA